AUGAGCACUGUGAAGAUAACGUGUAAUGAUGAUCUCACCUACGAGCAGAGUAGUGGAAGCAGUUGGGAGGAGACGUUCCCGUCGAUAACGAGGCGUCUACGCCUCAAUAUAUACCUCCGCCACCGUGCGAUCCUCUCCUCGUUUCCUUUUCUUUUCGGCCGCGCUUCCAUCGACCUCCUCCUCCUCCCCGAUGGCCAUCAAGCGCGUCUUCCUGGCGACCACCCCGACUUCAAGGUGGACACCAGCGGCGGCGCCCCGAGGCUCGCCUUCUGCAAGAGGGCGCGCUACUGGAGCUCCACCGACUACCAGGAGACGCGCGUGCUCGGCGAGGGCGGCUUCGGCGGCGUCGUGGAGGCGCGCCACCUCAUCAACGGCUGGACCGUCGCCGUCAAGAAGCCGCUCCCCUGCGCGCACGAGGCCGCCGGCGUCGCCUGCUGCGGCUGCGCCGACGCCCGUACGCUUCGCGAGGCGGCGUUCCUCGCCGCGUGCCACCGCCACCGCGCCAUCGUCGAGCUCCGGGCGCUCUCGCUCGACCCCUUCGCUCGGAAGCUCUCCGUCGUGACAGAGUGCGUCGGGCCCAGCCUGCACGACGUCCUCCAUCAGCACCGGCAAGGCCGGCCCUUCCCCGAGGCCGAUGUGCGCUGCAUCAUGGAGCAGCUCCUCGGCGCCGCCAAGCACAUGCACGGGCUCCGCAUCAUCCACCGCGACAUUAAGCCGGGGAACAUCCUCGUCGGCGCAGACGGCAUCAGCAACGUCAAGAUCUGCGACCUAGGGCUCGCGGUGUCCAUGUCCGAGCCUGCGCCGUACGGGCAGCACGGCAUACGCCGGUACAUGGCGCCGGAGAUGCUCCUCGGCAAGAACGACUACGACGCCACGGUUGACAUGUGGUCCCUCGGCUGUGUCAUGGCCGAGCUCCUCUCCGGGAAGCCGCUCUUCGACGGGGACGACGACGCCCAACAGCUCCUCGCCAUCUUCCGCGUUCUCGGCGUGCCAUUGUUCACGAUCUGGCCAGCCUACGAGUCAUUGCCGCUCGCCGGGAAGCUGGUGACGCCGCCGCAUGUCAUUUCCCGCAACAAGCUCCGUGAGCACUUUCCUGAGGACCUCCUCUCCAAAGAAGGCUUCGAAGUCCUCAAGGGGCUCCUCUCGUGCAACAUCGACAAGAGGUUGUCGGCCACCACCGCGCUCAGGCGACCAUGGUUCGCCAACGCCGUUGUCGAUGCUUCAGCCUGAUCUCUAACUGCUGCUACAAAGAAUAUUUUUGGGCUUCAAUUAACACAAUUGUUUUUUGGAAUAGUUUAGAAUUGUUUGUGGCAAAAUUGGAGAUAUAUGUACUUUGAUUUCAUACCGAAAAUUUGGAUUGCA
This is a messenger RNA of Triticum aestivum (bread wheat), 1362 nucleotides long. Its product is annotated as putative cyclin-dependent kinase F-2. The transcript is spliced from 3 exons. Gene Ontology annotation, molecular function: protein kinase activity; ATP binding. The coding region runs from base 1 to 1230 and encodes 409 amino acids. Gene Ontology annotation, biological process: protein phosphorylation. The record is from RefSeq and is a predicted model, not a curated record. Lineage: Eukaryota; Viridiplantae; Streptophyta; Magnoliopsida; Poales; Poaceae.